Molecule: messenger RNA, 3696 nt
Organism: Enterobius vermicularis (human pinworm)
Lineage: Eukaryota; Metazoa; Nematoda; Chromadorea; Rhabditida; Oxyuridae
Source: the annotation of a GenBank genome assembly
GGCGGCUACAAACUUGAAGUCUUGGAUAAGACUAAUCAACUGGCAGCAAUGCUUACACCAAUAUCAACAUACAUUACUCCGGCUAAUCCGACAAGGCGUACACAGGCUGUAUUAAUACCACCGGAUUUGGAGUGCUAUGACUGUUCACUUCGUUUGGUACGUCAGGCGAAAGAAUUUGGCAGCAAUUAUCAAUUUUUUUCAUGUGCAGCAAUCCAUAUUGUUAAAGAGAUACCUGAUGGUGAUACGUGCUUUGAACAAGGAACUCGCAAAAAUUCCACUUGUGAAUGUAAACCAUUUUUUUCCGGCAAAGAUUGCUCUUUUAAAGAUGAAUGUUGGGAUGAUACAAACUGCGGUAACGAUGGCAGAUGUAUCGUCGUCAAUAAACUCGUCGAACCAAGAAAACAGUGCUUCUGCAAAAACAGUCGUUACGGUGAUCACUGUGAACUCGGUAAUUCUCGAUCCCGAUCAUGGGUUGCAAUUGGAUGGAAAUCGCCGUCAAGCGAAAAAAAAUGUCCAAUUCUAAACGUGGCUGCAACUUCUGAUUCCACCUUGACAUCGUCACGAACUGAAAAAAAGAAAACGACUGAAGAGGGAAAAGAAGAAUGUCUUGAGAACGAGAUGUACAGCAAUUGUCCUGAAUUUACAAGACAGUGUGAAGCGUCAUGCGAUUGGACCAGUUUUCCUGAAACUAUCCCUGAUUGUCCUCGUUCAUGCGGUACCCCACGAUGUGUCUGUAGAGAAGGAUUUGUUAGAGUAUCCAAUGAAAAUGACACUUGUGUACCGUUCAAUUAUUGUUCAAGCCAGGCUGAAGUUGAAUGCCCGGGUAACGCUACUUGGGCAAAGUGUGGUGUAGCAUGUGAACCAACCUGCGAAAAUAUGUAUGACACCUCACCGUGCGAAGCAACCUGUGAUGUGCCAGCAUGUACAUGCGCUGACAAUUAUGUUCGAUUUCAAGGAGAGUGUAUCUUUUGGGGAGACUGUCCAAAAACUGAAGAACAACCAAAUCUUGAAGAAUUGUCAUGCGGUAUCAAUGAGACAAUCAAUGAGUGUGGCCGAAUUUGUGAACCCGAUUGUGUUACUGUAAAAAGUUGUGAUCUCUGUGCCAAACCUGCUUGCUCAUGUAUUGAAGGCUAUGCUCGUCAUAAUGGAAAAUGCAUUUAUUGGGGCGAUUGUUCCUUGGAUGGUCAGCUUUUUUCUGGAGUGGUUGGAGAUGUCUGUUAUGGAGACUGGCGUUGGCCACCAGGUUGUCGCGACUGUGACUAUCGUAUAUCCUGGAAUUAUGUUGAUGAAUCAGAUGAGAUCGAAUUUUCGAUAGAGACGCGAGCUCCGUCGAACUGGUGGACUGGAGUCGGGUUUUCAAAAACUGGAUCAAUGGCUGAAGCGGAUUUGAUAGUUGUUAAAAGUAAAAAUGGACAUUUAUCACUACAUGAUAUGUAUGCAACGGGGUUCGGAACGCCACGCGAAGAUAAGGAACAGAAUGUAUACACUCCAACAAUCGUUGGCACUCAUGUUAACGGCAUUCUAAGGGCUCAGUUUACUAGAAAGCGUGAUACUGGAGACAGAACAUCAGACCAUCGCUUUUCAGACAAUGAAUGUUAUAAAUUCUUGUUUCCUGUUUCUGGUGGGAGACUUGAUGAGAACGGUCAAUUCAUGCAACACGUAUCUGCUCCACACGUUUCUGAGAAUGAAAUUUGCAUAAGGAGCUGCACCUCUCCACAAGCUGUACAACCAACCACAUCAUGUGAAACAGAAUUUCGUUAUCCAACCGGUUGUGAAGGAAUAGCUUGUGACUACAUUGCUAAAUGGGAAUACAGCACUGCUCGAAAGGAUGUACACUUUGAGAUCUCAGCCAAAGAGCUUGGUCGAUGGACUGGAAUAGGAUUUUCAAGAGAUGGCUCAAUGGCAAAUUCAGAUGUUUACACAGGGUGGGUUUAUGAAGGGAAAGCUUAUAUAACGGAUCGCUUUGCAUAUGGAAGACAAUUACCAGCUAUUGAUCCGUCAGACAGACAAGAUAUCUAUGAUAUUAGUGGUAAAAUUGAGGAUGAUAUUCAGACUAUUUCUUUCCGUCGGAAAGUGAUCUCAGCCGAUGUAGCGACAGAUUUUCCUCUGAACAAAUGCUACUAUUUUCUGUUCCCUAUUGGCGGUGGAAGAGUUUUGGCUAGAAAGACACAUGAUUUUCAAAAUUCAAAAACACCUAUUGGUUAUCACGACUUGUACCAGCCGCGGGUUUCAAGAACAAAAAUCUGUAUCUGUGACAAGAAUGGCGUGCCGAUUGCUUCAGAAGAUGCCCCGCCAGCAGUGCGAUCACACUGUGCCGACUUCGUGAUCGGUUCAGCGAUUAGAGGUGUUUCCCGAGUACGAGACUACUUUGCCACCUCGAAAUCAACGCCGCAGCUUGAUAUAUUUUUUGGUGGUAAAGAUUCGCUUCGAUUGACAACAAUGUACGAGAAAAAUGGAAUCACGACUGUCACUUUCCGGAAACCUUUAAAAGCGGAAGAUACUGCUGACAACUCUAUAGUUAAGGGCCCUAUGACGCUAGUAUGGGCAAAAGGUGUUUUUUCUGAAUCGGAUGAGUCUGAUGCAAAGAAAUUUACUGGACAGAAAAACGGCUUGUCAUUGGAUACGCAUAAGCUCAUUUCUAAACUUUCAGCUGAACAGAAACAAAAGCCUGAAGGGCCGAAAACUAUGUGUACAGGUUCAUUCUUCUACCCAACUAAAUGUAACGGUAGCGAGUGUAAAUAUGCUGUUUCUUGGAGAUCGAAUGGACGAAAGGUUGACUUUGUUCUGGAAACUGAUAUACAACGUGAUCAUUGGAGCGGUAUUGGCUUUUCUAUUGAUGGUUCAAUGGCAAAAUCGGACAUUAUUGAUUCUGCUGUACACGUUCUGGAUUACUACUCACCGGGCUACGGAAGACCAAAACUAGAUGAAGAUCAAGGAGUGUUUGAUAUUCAUGCAGUCUUUGAAACCGGUAGAGUUUACGCUAACUUCUCAAGAAGUUUGGCAACUAAUGAUGAACAAGAUCUACCUCUCAACCAAUGUGUUUACUUCAUCUUCCCAGUUACUGGUGGACCGUUGGAGGAUGGUUCUGGUGAUAUAAUAAAACAUUUUGAUUCGCCGAUAUCGUCUAACCAAAAAAUAUGCUUGCAUACAUGUGAGCCAGAAAAAUCUAUAAAGAAGGUGACACCUGCAUCAGCGAAACCUGUGCUCAAAGCAUCUGUUAUUCCCGAUGAUCCAUUAGAUCAAGCAAAAGUAGGCCGCUACAACUAUAGCCUUACUGAUUCGUUAAGUAUUGAACCGACAACUAUAAAACUCUUUUUUGAUUGCUCAUUUCCAGUGGUGCCUCCAAUGGAAAAGAAAGGUUUUGAGAAUGCUGUUUUUCAAUCGACACUUCAUGCCAGGCAGUUUUCUCAAGCAACUACGGCAUCUCAGAAUGGGAAAAACUCACCAAAUUCUGCUCAAGAAAGCCCAAAGGGAGUAGGCGAGACAACGUAUCAAGAGUGGUUUACCAAGGUUGCCUCGAAGCCAGCAUCUCAACACCAUCAGGAAUCUACAAUGCCAUCUCCCGGAAGACCAUCACCUUCACGACAGUCGUAUGGCAGUUCGCCUUACGUAUCUUAUCCGAAUGAUCCGAUUAAUUUUUACACUUUAAACGGAGAGCAUCGAGUGCCGCCAUCUCGGUAUCUUAGACCGUUUUAA